GAUCCAGAAGAAAUACUUCAAAGUUUAGAAAGAGGAAACUUUAAGUGCGCAGAUUGGCUAGACAAAGGAAAAUAUCGACCUUCUUAUAAUGUAGCGCCAAAUUCUUAUCAACCCGUGAUUCGUAUCGAACAAGGAUCGAAGCAAACGGUUAUUCAUACCAUGAGAUGGGGAUUAGUUCCUUUCUGGUCAAAGUCAGUUUCUAAUACAAUGAAAACCGCAAAUUGUCGUGACGAUUCUUUAACGGGUGGAAAGCCCAUGUUUAAUUCCAUGAAAAAUUCUAAACGAUGUAUCGUUAUCGCGCAAGGGUUUUUUGAAUGGCUUCACAAAGGAAAACAAAAAAUCCCUCACUUUGUUAAAAGAAAGGAUGGUGAAUUACUAUUUUUUGCAGGACUCUACGAUUCUGUCAGAAUAGAAGGUCAAGAGGAUCCACUUUAUACAUACACUAUUAUCACCACAACUCCCUCCAACUUUAUCUCUCUUUUGCACAAUCGUAUGCCCGUGAUUUUCGAGAGAGGGUCAGAUGCCGUUGCAAGAUGGCUGAAUCCUGAUAUGAAGUGGAACCCAGAAUUGGCAUCAUUAUUAAAACCUUAUGAGGGAGAAUUAACAUGUUAUAGAGUGCCUCAAGAAGUUGGUAAGGUUGGAAAUGAUUCCCCAAGCUUCAUUGUUCCCAUUUCGACAAAUGAUCCAUCCAUCUCAACGCGGGAAACAGAAAAAAUAAAGAAAGAAGAUAAAGGAAACACGCUUAUAUCGAAAUUUUUACAAGCAAACAUAAAAGAGGAACAAGAUGAGGAAAAGUCUAUGUCGGAAUUUUUGCGAUAUAAUGUAAAGGAUGAACAAGAUGACAAAAAAUUGGUUAAGUCUGAGAUUGAUUCGAUGAUUCCCAUGAAACGUUCACGAGAGGAUACGGAUAACGAAUGUAAACCGUCAUUACAAAAACUUGAAGAUCUCGUGAAAGAAGAAAAAUUAUCUUCAGAUGAGACAAUUCCUAAAAAAAAGAUGCGACAAGAAAAAGAACUUCGCUCAUCUCCAAAAAAGUCGUCAAAACCUAAAAGGGAAUCAUCGGUUGUGACCAAAGCGAAACCUCGCCCAAAAAGUAAAUCCUUGAGAUCUCCAACAAAGAAAGAAUCGACUUCUGAUACCCCUGCAAAGAGUACGACACAGGCAAAGAAGAAAAAAGGUAAAGACAAAGCGGUAGGAUCCGCUAAAAUUACUAGUUUUUUCGGAAAAUCCGAAAAAUAG
Messenger RNA from Acaulospora morrowiae, 1239 nucleotides. The record is from the annotation of a GenBank genome assembly. Lineage: Eukaryota; Fungi; Glomeromycota; Glomeromycetes; Diversisporales; Acaulosporaceae.